This is a messenger RNA of Aspergillus welwitschiae, 381 nucleotides long. RefSeq lists its product as uncharacterized. The transcript has 2 exons. The record is from RefSeq and is a predicted model, not a curated record. NCBI's taxonomy places the organism in Eukaryota, Fungi, Ascomycota, Eurotiomycetes, Eurotiales, Aspergillaceae. The coding region runs from base 1 to 381 and encodes 126 amino acids.
AUGUAUUACGAUCCCUUCCAUCGUGAAAGAUGCAUUGGGCUGUCAGACAACGGGCAUCCCUGCCCACACGACGUCGAUCUACAGUGGCGUGUGUUCGCACACACAGAGGUGCAACUACUUCAGGACAUUACGCAUUUGACUACCAGAAAAUCUCGCCUCAAAAGUGUGACAAAACAUUUGCUGUGUGACUGCCACCGCCGUACCCUGGUGCGCUCGACGAGGCAUAGACAUGUAUCACCAAUGGUGCAAAAGCAGAGCCAAUUUAUGGUUCAGGAAGCGCCCUCUCACCCUCUUCCUCGACUAGUUGGAGGAAUCAGUCAGGAGUCAAUUGGAGGCCCAGUACUGCAACGAACAGAGUUACCUUCAACCUUGCGGGACUAA